This is a messenger RNA of Fusarium subglutinans, 1002 nucleotides long. RefSeq lists its product as uncharacterized. NCBI's taxonomy places the organism in Eukaryota, Fungi, Ascomycota, Sordariomycetes, Hypocreales, Nectriaceae. The transcript has a single exon. Bases 1 to 1002 code for a protein of 333 amino acids. The record is from RefSeq and is a predicted model, not a curated record.
AUGUCUUCCACAACCGUCGACAACAAGAUGUCCAUCGAGACCAUCAUCCACCCCGAACCCGAAGAGGGCAGACCAGCGUGGACCACACCAUUCUGGCCUCGUCUCAGAGACUCCCUCAUCGAAGAUCCAGAGCUCUUCGACCAUCUUCAUCUCGAGUGCGGAAUCUGCCUCACCGAGAUGUCUAUCUUUCGCCACGACCACACUUUCACCCCUGAUGAAGGCCUGACCCCUAAGGAGAAAACGAGAUCCCACCGAGCUUGCAUCUUACCUUGCGGUCACAUGUUUGGACACAAGUGUCUUCACACCAUGAUCGACGAAGCCGUGAAGGAAAUGGAAGAAGGAAGAGCACCGGAAUUGUCCUGUCCAUCCUGCCGUGAGGUUUUCUCACCUCACAGAGACUGUCCUCAUCCCCACUCAGGUAAGUUGAUGCCAACCACAAUGGAGGGCGUUUACAAAAUGCCGCCCGCAUUCUCAGAGGGCGGUGUUCUAUCACAUAGCUGCGGUAACUGUAUAGCCAUCGAGACAAUUUCCGUCGUCGCAGCUCUAGUCCCCAUGUUCACACCCCCACUAGACUUGACAGAAAGAGAGACGCUCAUGGUGUACGGGGCUGCAGACAAUGGCCAUAUGUGGUGGUCUGUAAACUUUGAACAAAGCAUUGAUGUCUACGAUGAAGUUGUGCGGGAGAUUCCUCUGGGGGAUGCGUUGCAGCGGAUCUGCGAUGAGAUCAAUGAGCGUCUGAAGCAGAAUGCGAAAAAGAGAUGGUACUCUGAGGACUUUUCAGAGCUCAAGUUCAAGGUCAUGCUCCAGAGGGACAUUCGUCCCGGAAUGGGAUAUGAGGAAGCUGUAGAUGUCGUGCAAGACGGACAAGCGAACGAGAACGAGGUAUUGGAAGCUGUUAGGGUUUUGCAAGACGGACAAGCGAACGAGAACGCGGUAUUGGAAGCUGUUAGGGUUUUGCAAGACGGACAAGCGAGGGGCGACUUGGUAUGGAGGCUGGAGUAG